AUUAAUAUCAUUGAUUAAGAAAAAAUCAUCAUCAUCAUGGAUAGUCCCAUGACUGAAGAAAAAGGACACAAGUUUAGAAUUCGAGUACGACCUACUCGAUGGAAUUAUAUUGGUCUUAUAUUAUCUCUUGCUGGCUUUAUACUGGUUUCACUUUGUCUGGUGGGUGGAAUUAGUAGUAAUGGUCAUAGUAUUCAUUUUGUCAAGAUCCAAGGAAAUAAUGUCACUGCUACUUUUGGGCUUUUGGGCUUUUGUAUUGAACAAAAUCAUGAAUUGAAUUGUCAACGUGAUGAUGCUGUCAAACUCAUUCCUUUUGCGGUAACGGUACCUACAGUUUUAAACGAUACUUAUCCCAACCUAUUCACCGAUGCUAUCACACCUGAUUCUGGUGUCUAUCCUCAAACUGUUGCUCAACCUAGUCAUGAUCCUCGUAUUCUUGCAGCCAGUAUUUUAUGUUUGAUCUGUGGAGGAGCUGCUAUCCUGAUUGGACUUUGUAAGGUUGUCUUUUACACCCAUUUCCAAGAUGAAAGUUAUACUCGGGGCUUUUGUGCUAUGGCGGCAUCUGUGAUGUCUCUCUUAUUAGUGGCCGAAACGGUAGUCAUGUAUCAAAAUGGUGCUGCUGAGCUGAAUUUGAUAUAUCCUCAUUUACAGGCUACAUUGGGUCCUGGUAUGACUAUGAUUGGUAUUUCACUUCUUGUCUUCUUUUUAUCAAGUGUGGCCUAUCUUCAAGGUUGUUUCUCUUCUAAUGGUACAAGUGAUAAAGGCUAUGAAUUGCUCUGAAAAUAUCCAUUUUAUUGUAUAGUUUGUUUUUUCUUUUUUUUUUUUCCUUUAGUUCCAUUCUCAUUGUUUCUUUUUUUGUUUUUUUGUUUGAUCGACAUUGUUGAUCUACCAUCAAAUCAUCCUUUUUUUUUUUUGGUU
Messenger RNA from Halteromyces radiatus, 915 nucleotides. RefSeq lists its product as uncharacterized. Lineage: Eukaryota; Fungi; Mucoromycota; Mucoromycetes; Mucorales; Cunninghamellaceae. The transcript has 2 exons. Bases 37 to 777 code for a protein of 246 amino acids. The record is from RefSeq and is a predicted model, not a curated record.